CUCAGCCUCUCCAGUAUUCUCUCGGUUGCCGUGAAAGGCAGAACACACACACAGGCGGCAGGAUGUCGAUCGUCAGCAUCGUUGCCAGGGAGAUCUUGGACUCCCGGGGAAACCCCACUGUGGAAGUGGACCUUAACACAGAGAAAGGUCUGUUCAGGGCUGCGGUGCCCAGUGGAGCAUCCACAGGGAUCUAUGAGGCUCUAGAGCUACGAGAUGGAGACAAGAGCCGCUACAAGGGCAAAGGUGUUUUGAAGGCAGUCGGGCACAUCAACGACACUUUGGCUCCCGCCCUAUUAGCCUCUGGCAUCAGCGUGGUGGAGCAGGAGCAGCUGGACAACAUGAUGAUUGAGAUGGACGGCACAGAAAACAAAUCUCAGUUUGGGGCCAACGCCAUCCUGGGGGUGUCUCUAGCCAUCUGUAAGGCCGGUGCUGCGGAGAAAGACGUCCCCCUGUACCGCCACAUAGCCGACCUGGCUGGAAACACAGAGCUGGUGCUGCCUGUUCCUGCCUUCAAUGUGAUAAAUGGAGGUUCCCAUGCAGGUAACAAACUGGCCAUGCAGGAGUUUAUGGUUCUUCCUGUUGGAGCUGAGUCUUUCAAGGAGGCAUUGAGGAUAGGAUCGGAGCUGUACCACACGCUGAAGGGGGUGAUCCAGGAGAAAUACGGCCAGGAUGCUACCAAUGUGGGAGACGAGGGAGGGUUUGCUCCCAACAUCCUGGAGAACAGUGAGGCUCUGGAACUGCUGCAGACGGCCAUAGAGAAGGCUGGUUUCACGGACAAGGUGGUGGUCGGGAUGGACGUGGCCGCCUCAGAGUUUUACCGUGAUGGCAAAUACGACCUGGACUUCAAAUCCCCACCAGAUCCAGAGAGACACAUCUCAGGAGAGGAGCUGGCUGACAUCUACCAGGGCUUCGUCAACAACUACCCAGUGGUGUCCAUUGAGGACCCAUUCGACCAGGACGACUGGGAAGCCUGGUCCCGUCUGACGGCCCAGGUGGGGAUCCAGGUGGUUGGGGACGACCUGACAGUGACCAACCCUAAGAGGAUAGAGAAAGCUGCUGAAGAGCGAGCCUGCAACUGCCUGCUGCUCAAAGUCAACCAGAUCGGCACCGUCACUGAGGCCAUACAGGCGUGUAAACUGGCUCAGGCAAAUGGUUGGGGUGUGAUGGUCAGCCAUCGUUCAGGAGAGACCGAGGACACUUUCAUCGCUGACCUAGUGGUGGGACUCUGCACUGGACAGAUUAAGACCGGCGCCCCCUGCAGAUCUGAGAGGCUGGCCAAGUACAACCAACUCAUGAGGAUUGAGGAAGAGUUGGGCGACCAGGCUCGCUUCGCAGGACAUAACUUCAGGAACCCCAGCGCCCUGUGAAACUGACAGACAGAGGAAUGACUCACACACACACACACACACACACACACACACACACACACACACACACACACACACACACACACACACACACACACACACACACACACACACAUACACACACACACACACACACACACACACACACACACACACACACACACACACACACACACACACACUCGACUGACAUUGAGCCAUUUACAAUGAAAGAUCAUGACAAAACACACGAGCAAAAGAGAAAAGCAAAAAAAAGAUUUAAUAAAAUAAAUUAUGCACUGGACUUAUAGUGAAGGAGGGGAUGUGUGUGCAUACACACUCAGAGUAAGCAGAUGCAACAAGCGCUCACGCACAUGCAGGGGAAUACCAUAAAAAUAUCUAAUUUAUAAGCCAGACAUGCACUGUUACUGUAGUUUUAAAGGAAUAGCUCAUGUACAGCCAGAAGAUAGACCUGCAACAAUAAAGAUUAUUGUUGUAAAAACCGAGAGAUAAAUAAGUAGAAAUAUAAUAGAACUAUGUAGACUGACGCACGCAACUGAAAGAGAUAAAAAAAAUACAACUUUCAGCACCAAAAGAGGACGAUGCACCCGCAGAAAGAAACAGCAGUUUCAGGGACUGAGUGAAAAAAGAAGAAAACUACACAAACACGAGAACACUUACACACUCAGCAGCAUCACACUCUCACCUGGACACUGAAGUACCUGCACUCCACCCACUUCUGUCCUCAUCCCCUCUUUGUCUCCUUUUUCUUCUCAUGUCUGUUUCUCAGUUUCCAAAUCCCACUUUUUCUUCCCAUCCUGAUGUUAUUGCGAUUAUUUGUCUUUAUGCUUGAAAUCCCGACUUUGUCCUAAAGAACAAGAAAAAAAAUCUGAACCCUGAAUCCCUCCAUUCCUUCAGUUCCUCCUGAAUGUCUAUAGAAUAGAUAUGUUGAAAAAGAAGAAAUACAACAAAAAAAAGAACGCUUGUCAUUAAAAAUAAUGUGAAAAUAUGUGAAAUAAAAGAUGGUAUUUACAAUUUCAA
Molecule: messenger RNA, 2387 nt
Organism: Eleginops maclovinus (Patagonian blennie)
Lineage: Eukaryota; Metazoa; Chordata; Actinopteri; Perciformes; Eleginopidae
Gene: eno2
Product: enolase 2
Exons: 13
Coding region: 63-1367 (434 amino acids)
Biological process (GO): glycolytic process
Cellular component (GO): phosphopyruvate hydratase complex
Molecular function (GO): phosphopyruvate hydratase activity; magnesium ion binding
Source: RefSeq, a predicted model, not a curated record